Messenger RNA from Loxodonta africana (African savanna elephant), 8832 nucleotides. It is a transcript of the gene SP110, whose product is annotated as SP110 nuclear body protein. NCBI's taxonomy places the organism in Eukaryota, Metazoa, Chordata, Mammalia, Proboscidea, Elephantidae. Bases 74 to 1798 code for a protein of 574 amino acids. The record is from RefSeq and is a predicted model, not a curated record. Gene Ontology annotation, molecular function: DNA binding; DNA-binding transcription factor activity, RNA polymerase II-specific. Gene Ontology annotation, cellular component: nucleus. The transcript is spliced from 10 exons. Gene Ontology annotation, biological process: regulation of transcription by RNA polymerase II.
CCUGCUUCUGCUUUUGCUCUUCCCCCCAAAAGGAGGGAGCAGCAAUCUGUUUGAAAGAGACCCCAGGACAAGGAUGAGGACAUCUUUGCCAUUGCAGGGCACUGUGCUACCAGGUGCUGCACACAGGAUGUUCACCGUGACCAGGGCCUUGGAAGAGGCUCUUUUUCAGCACUUCAUAUGCCAGAAGCUGGAGAUCGCCUAUGCCAUACACAAGCCAUUUCCCUUCUUUGAAGGCCUCCGAGACAAGUUCUGCAUUACUGAGAAAAUGUAUAAGGAAUCUCUGGAAGCCUGUCAAAACUUGGUCCCUGUAUCCAGAGUGGUGCACAACGUCCUUACCCAGCUGGAGAGAAGGUUUCACCUGUCGUUUCUGAUGACGUUGUUCAGCCCGAUUAACCUGCGUGAAUACCCCGAUCUAAUGACUAUUUACAGGAGCUUCAAAAGGGUUGUUAAUACCUGCGGAGGGUGGAGGAGAGACAUGCCAAUCCUAUCUGCAGCCCCAGCUGAUCCAGCCGAAGGGAGCUCCAAUGUCCAACCUCCACGCCAGUACCUGCUGCCACAGCUGCCACUCUUGCCCCCGCCGCCAACCCAUCCACCCCGUGCACCGAGGGUUCACCAGCCUGAGGCCUACACACAUCAAAGCAGUGAGAUCCUGGGGGAACGGCCCAGCCCUUCUGGCCCUGCCGGGGCUCUCCCUGAAUUCAUUCAAGAAGGAAGGAUCACUCCAGUGCUCCAUGACAACUUAAUACCCAAAACAAAUGAUAAAGACUCACAAGAGAUGCCCAGCGUUCUGCCUGACCCCGUGCAAGGGAUAAAAGAAGAUUCUCCUGAACCAAAUGGCCUCCAAGAUCCCCAAAAGGUAUCCAGCACACCUCCAAACAAGAAACGUGAGGGUUACCUUUCUCCUGCAGGAAAGAAAAGAAAAAGAAGUGUCCUAUCAACUCCAGAAAAGAGACAUCAGAAAAAAAUCUUCCCAAGAGUUUCAGAAAGACCUGAAGAUGAAACUGUGGGCUUUCACUCUGCUAAACUUCCUGUGACCUGUGGUGAGGAAAAAGGAGUUUUAUAUACGGAGAAAAUGAAACGAGGACCCUCAGAGAAAUGUAUUCGGAAUGAGAAAGGAGCUUGGUAUACACCAAAAGAAUUUGCGAUUUCAGGAAACCGGGCAAAGUCAAAGAACUGGAAGCAGAAUGUGCUUUGCAGGGGUCAGACCCUGGGACAGCUGCUAGAGAAAGGACUUUUGCUCUGUCCUUCAAGAAUAAGUCUCAAGGAACAGGAGGAGGGAGACAGCGAGGCUGACAGUGACUAUGACACAGAGCAGGGGGUCCCGGGUAGCGUGCUUGGCCGGUCCCCGGUGAGUGGCCUGCACAAGGAAGGCGCCAAGGGCAGUGCCAGUGGUCUGGGGCGGUGGAAGGAGGUGGGCCAGGGCCUGGGCCGUCCCCUGAGUGGCAGCAGCGGCCUUGGCGGUUGCGUCAAUGACAACAGUGGCAGCAGGUCCCCCUGGCCGAAGCCUGUUGCUUUUCCAUCAGGGAGCUUGAGGCCGGGGCCCAGGAAACCCCAGGCCAGAAAGAGUGGAAAGAAGCUGGACUGCCCGGCCCUUCCUCCGGGAUGGGAGAGGAAGGAAGUGAUCCGAAAAUCUGGGGUCACUGCCGGCAGGAUCGAUGUCUACUACUUCAGUCCGAGUGGCUUGAAGUUCAGAAGCAAACCUCAGUUGGCAAGGUUCCUGAGAGAUACUGUUGAUCUCAGCAAUUUUGACUUCAGAACUGGAAAGAUGAUGCCUAGUAAAUUACGGAAGAAUAGGUAGGGACUGUGGAAUGAUCCUCUCAAUCAGAAUAAUUUUGUGCACACCGUUACGCUCUAGCUGCGCUGCAUCACUCCUCAACCUGCACCAUGGCGUGUACUUUCAAGAUGCUGUUUCCUCUUCUUUGAGUGUGUUCUCCCCAUCCCUCCAUCUCAUCCUCAUCCAAGGCCCAGCUCCUUGGUCUGUGUGAAGCCUGCCAUACAUACUGCAGGCAGAACCAAGCCCUCUUCCUUAAUGCUUCACUGGUACUUUGCCAUUGUAUCCGUGGUUGUUUGCUUCGACUAGAGUGUGAGUUCCAUGAGGGCAGGGACCCUGUCUUUUUAUGUCUGCCUAUUUGUAUCCCAAAGCCUAGCACCUGGUAAGUACUCAAUAAAUACUUGCUUUAUGUUUACGAAAAAAGAAGAGUAAGUCUGGAGAGGUAAAAAGCACGAAUUUCUCCCAUGUUCUCAGUCGCCAUGUUGCAGACUUUCUACUCAUCUCACAGUCCCUGAGAUUCCCAACUCCGCGUCACCUUCACAUGUAGGCAUGCCACCUUCAUACCAGCCACUUUAACACAGUGUUACACGUUCAUGCCACCAUUAUUCUGAUGGUUGAUUUGAGAUGAGGAAGCAAACAACAAAAGCUAAUGAUGUGUAUGUGUUUUAGAGAGAGAUCAGGAUGUUUGGAUGACUGCAAACCAAAGGUGUCGGAAAUAGAGUACUCUAGUGUGAAAAGCAAACACAAUAUUGAAAGAGACAAGAACGUUAUGUGAAAGGGCAACAGGAUCAUUUUCCACUGUACACCAAGAAUUGCUCAAUUCAGUGUUCAAGUCUCUUCAGUACCAGGAUAGACUGAAGUGUUUGACUGAGUUUUGCUUCUGCAGAGUCUCCCUACAGGUGAAAAUGACAGUCACUGUUUGGCUGAACCAGGGACUCCUCCUCAACCCUCUGUGCUUGCUUCAUGGAUUAUUUGCUCAGCAUAAAGAUUGAAUAAGUAUGGUGAAAAUAUACAACCCCUGACGCAAACCAUUCCUGACUAAACCACACAGUAUCCCCUUGUUAUGUUCAAACAACUGCCUAUGUGUACAUGUCCCUCAUGAGCACAAUGAAGUGUUCUGGAAUUCACAAUGUUAUUCACAAUCUGUUAUGAUCCACACAGCCGAAUACCUUUGUAUAGUCAAUAGAAGACAAGCAAACAACCUUCUGGUAUUCUCUGCUUUCAGCCAGGAUGCAUCUGACAUCAGCAAUGAUGUCCCUGGCUCCAUGUCCUCUUCUGAACCUGGCUUAAAUUUCUGGCAGUCUCCUGUCAGUGUACCUUUGCAGCCACUUUUGAAUGAUCUUCAGCAAAAUUUUACUUGUAUGUGACACUAAUGACAUUGUUCGAUAAUUUCCACAUUCAGUUGAAUUACCUUUCUUGGGAAUAGGCAUAAAUACAGAUUUCUUCUAGUCGGUUGGCCAAGUAGCUGUCUUCCAAAUUUCUUGGAAUAGACAAGUGAGCGCUUUAGCUACUCCACAUUCAAAAGCAAAUUUCAGGGUCUCUUCUGACAUCCAUUUUGGUCUUUUCUUUCUUUCCUGUCUUUUUAAUGACCUUUUGCUUUCUUCACAUAUAAUGUUCUUGGUGUCACCUCACAGCUCAUCUGACCUUCGGUCGUUAGUGUUCAAUGCAUCAAGCCUAUUCUUGAGAUGGUCUGUAAAUUCAGGUGGGAUAUAUUCGAGGCUGCCAUGAACUUGUUUAAAUUUUCUUCAGCUUCAACUUGAACUUCCUUAUGAGCAAUUGAUUUUUUCACAGUCGGCUCCUGGCCUUGUUCUGACGAUGACAUUGAUCCUCCCCAUCAUCUCUUUCCACACAUGUAGUAGAUUUGAUUCCUGUGUAUUUCAUCUGGUGAGGUCCACAUGUAUAGUCAACAUUUUUAUGUUGUUGAAAAAAGGUAUUUGCAAUGAAUAAGUCAUUGGUCUUGCAAAAUUCUAUCAUGCAAUCUCCAGCAUCGUUUCUAUCACCAAGGCCAUAUUGUCCAGCUACUAAUCCUACCUCUUUGUUUCCAGCUUUUGCAUUCCAAUCAUCAGUAAUUACUAGUGUAUCUUGAUUGCACAUUUGAUCAAUUUCAGACUGCAGAAGUUAGUGAAAAUCUUCAAUUUCUUCAUCUUUGGCAUUAGUGAUUGGUGCAUAAAUUUGGAUAAUAGUUAUAUUAACUUGUCUUCCUUGUAGGCAUACGAGUACACUAUCACUAUCACUGACAGUCUUGUACUUAAGAAUAGAUCUUGAAGUGUUCUUUUUGGUGAUGAAUGUGAAGUCAUUCCUUUUCAGUUUGUCAUUCCCAGCAUAGUAGACCAUAUGAUUGUUUGAUUCAAAGUGGUCAGUACUAGUCCAUUUCAGCUCCGGUGCCUAAGGUGUUGAUCUUCAAGGGCUCCAUUUCAUUUCUGACAACUUCCAAUUUUCCUAGAUUCAUACUUCUUACAUUCCACAUUCUAAUUAUUAAUGGAUGUUUGCAGAUGUUUCUUCUCAUUUUGAGUCGUGCCGCAUCAGCAACUGAAGGUCCCAAAACCUUGAUGCCAUCCACUUCAGUAAGGUCAACUCUACUUUGUGGAGGCAUCUUUUCCCCAGUCAUAUUUUGAGUGCCUUCCAAUGUGAGGUGCUCAUAUUCUAGCAUUAUAUCAGACAGUGUUCCAUUGCCAUUCAUAAGGUUUUCACUGGCCAAUUUUUUAAAGAAGUAAAUCACCAGUUCCUUCUUCCUAGCGUGCCUUAGUCUGGAAGCUCUGCUGAAACCUGUCCAUUGUGGGUAACCCUACUGAUAUUUGAAACACCAGUGGCAUAGCUUCCAGUAUUGCAGCACACUCAAGCCACCACAGUAUGACAAACCGAAAGUUGAAUGGUAGCCUUCUCUAAGUAGGUCUUGUAUAAUGUGUUUCAAUCUGAGAAGGCCCUGUUUUAGUUUAUACUGAACUGUAUUAACUAUUCUACCUGGAGAGGAAGAGCCAUGAAAUUCCAUUUGGCCAAGCUGAUUGUAAGUGCCAAAGACUUAAUUUUGUUUUCAUUUAUUAUUUGUGGGUGAGAGCAUCCAUGCUCAUUAUGGUAUGGUAUGGUGUUAUUAGGUUAUUAUGGGAUAUUUUGGCUGUAAUUACCACGGCAAAUUUAGGCAAGGUAAUGGUUCUGAAGGCUAAGCUGAGACAUAACUAUUGGUCUUCUAUUUUUUGUUUGGUAACUUCCGUAAGAGAAUAGGGAGUAUCUGGUUUAAAUUUAGUGGAAUCCCCAGGUAUAACUGUAACUUGAGCCCCAGUAUUGACUAAUGCCAUGAAGGUUUGGCAAUAGGUACUUCUCAAUAGAUGUUAGAGUGAAUUGACAAUCUAUCUUGUAGAGGCACAAAAGUCAGCCAGCACCCUUGAUCUUUUUGUUAUACAAAUCUUUUAGUAAAUUUUGGAUUUCCAAUUUGGUUAAAUUGAGGGCUUUUGCUUCAGAUUUUUGUUUCCUCCUACUUUAUCCAGUGUUUUUUGCAGGGUGAGAAGGUGAUGUUCCUGGAUAUAUUCCAAGAGGAAGGUCCAGUCUACCCUAUUCAGAUUUGUAAAUUUCUUCUCACCUGAGUCACCACCCAAUGGGCUUGUAUAUUGUACAUUGCACAGGGCUUCAAUCUUCCCCUGAGCACUCUGCAUAAGGAGGCCAACGUCUGGUUGAGAUACAACAUUUCCAGGUUAAGAGUCAUUUCCCUGAGCCUAGUGUCAAAGAAAAAAAAGUUUUUUUUUUUUUUUAGUGUCAGUCACAGCUUAUGAAGACACAUAGUUAACUGGAGACAUACAGAUAGGGCUGGGCUGAAACCUCCUACUCAGGCUCCAUAUACCUGUCCCUAAAUGCCAAUUAUUGAGAAUUUUGGCAUUGGUUGGUUAAGUUGAUAACAGAGGGUCAGUAUGGCUAUUUUGGGGUGCUGCUGGGUUAUUUUUGACUCAUAGUGACCCCAUGACAGAGUAGAACUACCCCAUAAGGUUUUCUUGGCUGUAAUCUUUAUGGGAGCAGUUUGCUAGGUCUUUCUCCCAUAAAUCCGCUGGUUGGUUCAAACCGUGAAACUUUUAGUUAGCAGCCCAGCACUUAAUCAUUUGUGCCAUCAGAGGCUCAGUAAACUCAUUGCUGUAGGGUCAAUUCCAACUCAUAGGGGCCCUAUCAGACAGAGUAGAACUGCCCCUUAGGGUUUCCAAGGAGUGGCUGGUGGAUUUGAACUGUUGACCUUUUGGUUAGCAGCUGUAGCUCUUAACCACUAUGUCACCAGAGUUUCCAGAAGCUUAGUAAGACCCAGAAAAUACAGCACAAAGCAGCCCAGCUCAAAGCCCAAGUUAGCCAGCAGGCAGCAACACAACUCAAAAAGCAUGCUCACCACAAGCAGAUGGCAGAGCCAGUAAGCAGCCAAAGCAAGGGAAGAAAGACUCCUGGUGGUGACGGCCAUUGCUCAGACACUCUGCUUGCUGCACAGAUAAUCUUGCCAGGUCCUGUGAGGAGGUGGAUUCAAUCCCAAAUUAAAAAUUGGAUUUGGAUGUCAAAACUGAUGAUGCUACACAUGCAUCAAGAGUGAAUAAAUAAAGAGAUGUUUUUACUCACAUAUUGAGGCUUUCUGGGGACAGCAGGGUGGGCUCUCAAACCAAUCUGAAGAUGGCUUGAGCAUACAGAGGAAUGAGUAACCCCCAGGUUUACUACGGUUAGAGGAUAGUGACAGAGUGAGGAGUCCCUCUUUGGAGCAGGGGCUUGCCUGGCUCCAAGGGAGGAACCACUGAAAUUCUCUUACUGAUUUGCCCAGAUGUGGGAUCAGAGAGGAAAAAGGAAGGGUGGGCCAAAAGCUGUCAGCAGAUAUCAAAGAUGGAGUCCGACUCUUUAUUACAGAAUGCAACUCUUGACUUGUAUGUCCUUUAUCUUUUCAAUGUGUGUUGGGAAGUGUCUCACUUUCCCUCCAGAGCAUGGUAGGGCCCAGAACUCUGAACUAGCCAUGAUCUUAGCCAGGGGGGCAUGGGUAGGUCUGGGCUAUUUGGGAAAUGGCAUCUUCACCCUGACCAAGGCAAACCAGAAGUCCAGUCAGACAGCAAGAAUGGCCAGAGUGGCCAGAGCAUCAACCCUCGGGAAGAGCAAGAGACUGGUUAGUUUGAGGGGGGUCCUGCCUGGCAUGACCCUUCAAGCCAAUUGAGAGACACCAGGCCUUUGAGAAAGAGAAAGUAGGCUUUAUUGCAAGCCAGUCAAGUAAGGCACUUGGAGACUAAGUCUCAAAUGAAGUUCCCUGAGGUUGGGGAUACUAGAGCAGUUAUAGGGUUUGAGAUAGGGAACUUAUGCAUAAUUCAUAAAGCUUCUGAGAAUAGACAGGUGAUUCCAGAACUAAUUAACAUAUGUGUGGGUGCAGUGAGGGGGGAGCAAUAUGGUGCCUAGUGGGUGCUUUUUUUGGGAGGUAUGAAGUUCAUCUAAGGACAGCUUUGCAGUUUAUUGCACAUGUCUGAAUGGAGGGGGGGCAGGUAGGGAAGUGGCCUUGGUGGAGAAGCAGUGAAGUGGCCUUGGGCUGCUACACAGAAUGCCUUAUCAGGAACUCACAGAUGCUGGGUGCAAUUGGAGGAGGGGGGAACAGUUUAACGCUGUUGGUUACAUUCCCUCCUCUGGUUUUCAGGAUCUUCAGCUUUGAAGGUAGAUUUUUAUGUAUGCGGUGGCCUGAAACUCCAGAACUUUCGAGCUUGUUUACUGGUGGAAGCAUGUGUGUUGUGGGAUCUGAUAUUUGUUGAGUCAAUGGGAACGCGGUCAGAUAUCUGAAGCGUCAUGAUGUUCACAGCUGCUAGGCAAUUUUGAAUGAACCUGGUAAGACAGUUUAAGAGGCAGGGUAAAAGUAGACUGUCAUGGAUUGAAUUGUGUCCCCCCAAAAAUGUGUGUCAACUUGGUUAGGCCAUGAUUCCCAGUAUUGUGUGGUUGCCUUCCAUUUUGUGAUUGUGAUUUUACACUAAAGAGGAUUAGGGUGAGAUUGUAACACCACCCUUACUCAGGUCACCUCCCUCAUCCAACGUAGAGGGAGUUUCUCUUGGGUGGGGCCUGCACCACCUUUUAUCUCUCAAGAGAUAAAAGGAAAAGGAAGCAAGCAGAGAGUUGAGGACCUCAUACCACCAAGAAUGCAGCCCCAGGAGCAGAGCGUGUCCUUUGGACCUCGGGUCCUUGCACCUGAGGAGCUCCUCAACCAGGGGAAGACUGAUGACAAGGAAUCUUCCUCCAGAGCUGACACAGAGAGAAAGCUUUCCCCUAGAGAUGACACCUUGAAUUUGGACUUAUAACCUCCUAGAAUGUGAGAAAACAAAUUUCUCUUUGUUAAAGUCAUCCACUUGUGGCAUUUCUGUUAUAGCAGUACUAGAUAACUAAGACAUAGACAGAUUAGUAAAGAAUAAUCAACAGCAUAAAAAGGGGCCAGAGCCAGUGGAAGCUGGGAAACAAGGAAGUUAUCCAUGACCAGCAAUUAGAUGGCGUUUCUCUAGCAGUAGGUGGGCAAAGGGGAUGUGUCAAAUUGGCAAUUUGUUCUGAUUUGUGAAGAUUGACUUCUACUUCAUGGCUGGUGUUUAUCCAUGUCCAGCAGAAGGUGUUGGCUAUGGUGCAGAUGCCCCCUUCUUUGGCUAAGAUAUAUAGUCUAGGAUGACGCAGAGGUCCAUGAAAACACUAACCAGGGAAUUUAAGGAAGUUCGCUGGGCUUUUGUAGUUCAGCUGGUAGUUUUGCAAAGGAUGUGAAUAAAAGAAAAAAAAAUUUUUUUUUUUUUUUGUGAAUAGUGUCUGAUAAGUUUAACACAGCAUCUUGAAGAGCUGCAAGCCAGGGGAAAAUUGUAAGCAUUUGAAUGAUAAGCCAACCAUUGCCAAUUUCCGUUACGGAAUUACAACUGGUCCCAGUUAAGUCCCAUCCAGUUUUCUCAGAGUCGUCUGAAGUUUGUGUUUCUUUCUUUCUUUUUUUUCCCCUGAGAGUUAGUGGGUGGUUUCAUUAGCAGAGUGAGUUUAUAAGGGGAAGUGACUACCAUGGGAAAGGAUGCUAUUUCAAAGGUGCAAGUACCGAGCACAGCUCGGGGCAAGAAGCGUUU